GAUAUGUAAGCUGGAUUUUUGCAUGGUAUGUGUGGUGUGUGUGAUAGAUAUAGCCUAUUGAAAGGCUACCAAUUUAAGCUGCGCAACACUCUACUGCCGCUGCCUAGAGAUUCGGGAAUAUGCGGCGUUUGAAGCUUUUGUAAGCUACUAGAGUCAUUUUUGAUUACUGAUUAUAUAUACUUUCGAGUCCUUCGAGACUUUAAAAUCAUAGACAAAGCUUAAUCACAAUAACAAUCGUCCUAACAAACUUCAAACUUACGCAGAAAAUUUUAUAAAAGCUAAUCAUACGACUAAUAUUCAAUGGCAAUUUCAACUCCAAUUUGGUAUUCGCCUCCUUCGCCUCCCUCUUUGACAUUUGAUCAAGACGCACCGUGUGACUUAAAUACCGAAGCAUUCGGAUCUGCCUUUCCAUACACAACAUGUACGAUCCCACAAACGGAGAAUACAUAUACUAUACCGCCAUAUCCGAGUCCAUACCUCGAUACCAUUGAUGUGUCUAUGGUGCCAGAAUUAGAACAAAGCAUUUCGACAGAGAAAAGUAGAAGUUAUGAAUCGGAAAGGAACGAGAUGAUCAAUGAAUUAUCAAGCGAAUCAAAACGAGGCCAAAAUCGAGCUUCUCGCGAACGAAAGACCAAAUCUCAAGGUAGUCGCACACGAGAGACAUCGCAUGAUUCAACAGACUCGUUAACAGAAAAGACACCCGCACAAAAGAUGCGUCGGCUUGUACAAAAUCGCGUGUCACAGAGAAAUUUUCGGAAACGUCAAGCAAACGAGCGUCAGCGACUCGAAGACCAAGUGAAGAUGCUCAGUACCGAGUUACAUAACCUUGGUGAUAUGUAUCAAGAUCUACUGAGUCGAUACGAGCAGGCACAGCGUGAAAAGUUGUCGAGUAGUGAGCUGGUAGGAGGAUGGGUGGAUGGGGUUGGGACCUUGAGCCAAUUUGGCCUUGGUGGGCUUGAAUGAAGAAAUGAUUAGGAUGACUUGGGAUUCUGUAUAUUUAUGGGUUGGGGAUUUGGUGGCAACAUAAAUGUCCUCUCUGCGAACUUAAUUUAUGGCGUUGAGUGUAGGAUGGAUGGGUACAACUAGAGCUAAUCGUAGUCCGAUAGCAGGGAAAUGGCAGAUAACAAGACCAGAAAGCUUCUGAGGCAGGGAUAAUACAAAUCAGAUGUUUGCAAAACUAAGAAUUGUACCGCAAGUCCAAUGGCCGAAAAACUUCUUUCGAUAUCUCGUGUUUCAAACGUUCAGUUCUAGAAUCCGACAUUGGGCCGCUUUUACCGAACUUGCA
Messenger RNA from Botrytis cinerea B05.10, 1285 nucleotides. RefSeq lists its product as hypothetical. NCBI's taxonomy places the organism in Eukaryota, Fungi, Ascomycota, Leotiomycetes, Helotiales, Sclerotiniaceae. Bases 301 to 963 code for a protein of 220 amino acids. The transcript has 4 exons. Gene Ontology annotation, molecular function: DNA-binding transcription factor activity. The record is from RefSeq and is a predicted model, not a curated record. Gene Ontology annotation, biological process: regulation of DNA-templated transcription.